CUCUCUUGAACACGCACAUAUCACACACCAAAAUUUGGCCCCCUGGUCGAACCGCCAAUGCCUAACAUGCUGCUUGCCUCUGGUAGUCAAGCGAGGCUUACAAGUUUUUUGGCUUCUAGUCGUCCUUAUUCUUGGAUUUUCACCCAAUGCCCAAGAGUCAGACCCCUCUACGGGCCCUUCUACAAGCAACGACACUAUCCGUACUCCGUACCACCGUACCCUGCCUGAUAUCCACAACCUUGUCUGCUAUGCUCCGGCCAGUCUUCGCGACUAAUAACUCACCUCAUUUUACGGUUUGCGGCUUGCGGCUUGCCUUGCUCUGGCCGAACCACGUUUGCUGCAUCUUUGAUCCACUACUAUAUCCACCCAACCAAUGUGAUCUCGGCUGUUGGGCAAAUCCCGUCUGGCCCCGGCGCGUUACUGAACUCGGCACCCAUCCAGUCAACCAUUGGCACCAAGCACCAAGCAGGAAGCAACCAUCAGAUCACGCGCGGGAAAAGGGGGAGGGGCGAAUCGAAGCCUGACAGGCUGCCCGGACGACACGGCCGAGACGGACGCACCGGACUCUCGAUGACUGAUGAUCGGACAAUUCUUUCUUUGCAGUCAC
This is a messenger RNA of Colletotrichum acutatum, 607 nucleotides long. RefSeq lists its product as uncharacterized. The record is from RefSeq and is a predicted model, not a curated record. NCBI's taxonomy places the organism in Eukaryota, Fungi, Ascomycota, Sordariomycetes, Glomerellales, Glomerellaceae. Bases 147 to 524 code for a protein of 125 amino acids. The transcript has a single exon.